CAGCUUCAACUUGAAGAAGUCGACAUGAUUCGGGCGGUGAUGGUGAUGAAUACACAGGGCAAGCCUCGGCUUGCCAAAUUCUACGAUUUUCAGCCCCCGGAGAAGCAGCAGGAGCUGAUUCGGAGCGUUUAUGGAGGUUUUCUGUGCAGUAGAGCUGAGAAUGUAAGCAACUUUGUCCAGGCUGAUGCAAUUUUCGGUCCGGAUACUUUGAUGGUAUACAAGCAUUAUGCAACCCUUUACUUUGUCUUUGUGUUUGAUAGUUCUGAAAAUGAACUAGCUAUGCUUGAUCUUAUACAAGUAUUUGUUGAGACGCUGGACAAAUGCUUCAAGAAUGUGUGUGAACUUGACAUUGUGUUCAAUUUUAGCAAGAUGCAUACUAUUUUAGAUGAGAUCAUAUUUGGAGGUCAAGUGCUUGAAACGAUUUCAGCAGAAGUAAUGAAGGCUGUUGAUGAAAUCACCAAGUUGGAGAAGGCCUCAAAUGCAGUAACACUUGUUCCCAAAUCAGUUUCUGGCUGGCAGAGUCGAUGAUACGUGACAAUUGGUUUGCAACGUAACUGUGGAUGCAUUGUUCUUGCACAUUUAAGCAAUUUUCGGUGUCAUUCCAACAUUUGUAUUUGAUAUUGGCAUUGUGAAUGGAAGUAAAACCUUUGAAAUCAACUAUCAGAAAAAAGUAAAUUUUGGAGGGUUCAUGUGGUA
This is a messenger RNA of Nelumbo nucifera (sacred lotus), 696 nucleotides long. Its product is annotated as Clathrin adaptor complex small chain family protein. NCBI's taxonomy places the organism in Eukaryota, Viridiplantae, Streptophyta, Magnoliopsida, Proteales, Nelumbonaceae. Gene Ontology annotation, cellular component: AP-3 adaptor complex; membrane coat. Gene Ontology annotation, biological process: intracellular protein transport; Golgi to vacuole transport. The record is from RefSeq and is a predicted model, not a curated record.